Molecule: messenger RNA, 2142 nt
Organism: Pochonia chlamydosporia 170
Lineage: Eukaryota; Fungi; Ascomycota; Sordariomycetes; Hypocreales; Clavicipitaceae
Product: DEAD/DEAH box helicase
Exons: 1
Coding region: 1-2142 (713 amino acids)
Biological process (GO): mRNA splicing, via spliceosome
Cellular component (GO): catalytic step 2 spliceosome
Molecular function (GO): RNA binding; ATP binding; RNA helicase activity
Source: RefSeq, a predicted model, not a curated record
AUGCCUCUCGAUAUAGAAGAGAUCCUACGGCAGAAAAAGGCUGCAGAUGCCGCUGCUGCGAAGCCUCGCUUCAUCCCAAAAGCGCAGCGAGAGCGCAUGGCAGCCGAGCAAGCUAAGAAAGAUGAAGAAGAGAAGAGGCGCAAGAUCACAGAGGAGGCGCAAAAACGCAAACAAGACGAGAGAAAAUGGGCGGCCCGAUCCAACGGAACGCCUUCUACUACGAACGGCAUUUCAAAUGGUCCAGCCCAAGCUCCUACGGCGCCACGAUCGAUGAACCAACGAAAGGGCGAUAAUAAGAAGGGCGACAAACCUAAUGGAGAUAAGAAGUCCGCAGAAGAUAUUGAAGCCUCGCUAUUCAGGUCACGAUAUCUAGGGCCCGAGGUGAACCAGCAAUCUAACUUUUCUGCGAAGAAGAAGCGCAUGCGCACAACGGAGAAGAAGUUCAACUUUGAGUGGGAUCUAGAAGAUGAUACGUCAAGAGACAACGACCCGAUAUACAAAAACCAGACUAUUAACAGGGGCGGCUCCCAUGCUGGCCUAGGUGGCGAAUUCGAUGAAGAAGCCGAGAGACGGGCUCGCAAACGCGCGAGAUUAAUCGAAGAAAGGGACGUCGAACAUGGUAGGGAACGAGCAAGAGGCAUCAUGGAGGACUUCUACCGGGCGCGAGCCAAAGCCAAGGAGAGGGCGGAGAGAACUGGACUCGGAAGGCACUGGUCGGAGAAGAAACUCGAGGAGAUGCGCGAGCGAGACUGGAGAAUAUUCAAGGAAGACUUUGGCAUCUCGACCAAGGGUGGCGCCAUCCCAGAUCCCAUGCGAAACUGGGAGGAGUCUGGUUUACCCGGGAGAUUGCUUGAUAUCGUGGAUAGAGUGGGCUACAAGGAGCCGACGCCUAUUCAAAGAGCAGCUAUCCCCAUCGCCCUACAGGCUCGUGACCUGAUCGGUGUAGCCGUCACUGGUUCCGGUAAAACAGCAGCAUUCCUCCUCCCCCUCCUGGUAUACAUUUCCGAUCUCCCUCCCCUCACCGAAGUCAACAAGAACGACGGUCCGUACGCACUUAUCCUGGCGCCGACCCGUGAACUGGUACAGCAGAUCGAGACUGAAGCCAGGAAAUUCGCUGAGCCACUAGGCUUCCGCUGCGUCAGCAUCGUUGGUGGUCACUCUCUUGAAGAACAAGCAUUUGCUCUACGAAACGGUGCGGAAAUCAUUGUCGCCACACCGGGUCGUCUCGUAGACUGUAUCGAGAGACGACUCCUCGUCCUCUCACAAUGCUGCUACAUCAUCAUGGACGAAGCCGAUCGCAUGAUUGAUCUCGGUUUCGAAGAGUCCGUCAACAAGAUUCUCGACGCACUUCCCGUCAGCAACGAGAAGCCCGAUACAGAUGACGCCGAAAACGCGCAGCUGAUGAAAUCCUACCUCGGCGGGAGAGACAAAUAUCGACAAACGAUGAUGUACACGGCCACCAUGCCCCCACUAGUAGAACGCAUAGCGAAGAAAUAUCUCCGUCGUCCCGCCACAGCAACCAUAGGCAACGCCGGCGAAGCAGUCGACACAGUCGAGCAGCGUGUUGAAUUCGUCUCCGGCGAAGACCGCCGCAAGAAGAGACUGCAGGAGAUUCUGUCCAGGCACGACUUUGCACCCCCCAUCAUCGUCUUUGUCAACAUCAAGAGGAACUGCGACGCUGUUGCACGAGACAUCAAAUCCAUGGGCUGGUCCACCGUCACUCUGCACGGCUCCAAGACCCAGGAGCAGCGAGAAGCAGCGCUUGCUUCGGUGCGCUCAGGCGCAACGCAGGUCCUCGUCGCUACGGAUCUUGCUGGUCGUGGCAUCGACGUGCCUGACGUUUCGCUCGUCGUCAACUUCAACAUGGCUAUGAGCAUUGAGAGUUAUACCCAUCGUAUUGGUCGUACUGGUCGUGCGGGCAAGAGUGGUGUGGCGAUUACGUUUUUGGGCAACGAGGAUGCCGAUGUCAUGUAUGACUUGAGGCAGAUGUUGAGCAAGAGCUCCAUCUCAAAGGUGCCGGAUGAGUUGAAGAGACAUGAGGCUGCGCAGUCGAAGCCUGUCAAGGGUGGAGGAGCAGCCAGGAGGGAUAAGGAAGAAGCUAGUGGUGGAGGUGGUGGUGGCGGCGGUAAAGGUGGUUGGUGA